AAGUUUAAGUAGUGCAUCGUGUCCACGACUUGUGACAGUACUUUUAAAGAUGUUGCUGCUUUACGUUAUCGUCGUAUUAGUUACACUCUUCUUGGGUAUCAAACGAUACAAGUAUUUGAAGCAAUUCCAAAAUAUCAAUGGACCUCCAGCAUUACCAAUUAUUGGGAACUAUCUGUUUAUGAUGAGAAAUCUGAAAAAUAUUGAUAUUUUCAACGAAUUUCCUGCGAAAUAUGGAAAGACUGUAAAAAUGUUCACCGGCUUACGACUGAGCUUGCUGACAACAGAUGUAAAAUUUCUGGAGAUAGUCAUGAAUUCUUCAAACUUGAUAAAUAAAUCAGACGAUUACAUCAUGAUGUUUAAUCGUUGGUUGGGUGAUGGUCUUCUCAUCAGUUCAGGUGAUAAAUGGCGAUCGCGCAGGAAGAUCCUAACACCGGCUUUCCAUUACAAAAUCUUGGAAGAUUUCAUCGAGGUAUUCGAAUCACGAGGAAAGUUCUUGGUGGACAAUCUGUUGAAAGCCUCCAGCGAGGAUUGCGUGAAUGUGCACACAAUAGUCAGUCUCUAUACGUUGGACGUUAUAUGCGAUACUGCGAUGGGAACAGCAGUGAACGUCCAGUGCAAUCCCAAUAACAAAUACAUGAAAGCGAUAAAAACGAUGCAGGAUAUUGCAAUUGUGCGUUUUCUAAAUCCGUUUUAUAGGAACAAAUGGAUCUACAAGUUUACAAAUCUCUACAAAACCGAGAUGAAGGCUCUGGAAAUCAUUACCAGCUUCAGCCUCGGCAUCAUUGAGAAACGAAGAAAAUUUUUAGAGUCUCAUCAUUCCGAUGAUGAAAAUAAAUACGACGAGUUUGGUAAACGUAGGAAGAUGACCUUCAUGGAUAUCCUGUUGAAGAGUACUAUUAAUGGUAAGCUGUUGACCAACGAGGAGAUUCGCGAAGAAGUUGAUACUUUCUUAUUCGAGGGACAUGAUACUACUUCAGCGGCAAUAAGCUUCACCUGUUACAAUCUCUCAAAGAACCCGGAGGUGCAGAAACUAGCGUACGAGGAAAUUUGCCACGUGUUACCAACAGAUCGCGCAGUUACGAUCACCGAUCUUCAAAAUUUAAAAUAUUUAGAGAUGGUAAUUAAGGAAUCUCUAAGGCUGUAUCCUUCAGUCGUGUUUCAUGGACGAGUAGUGGGAAAAGAAUUUCUAUACAAUGGAACUAAGUUACCAAAGGAUUUAAUGAUAAACAUAAACCAGUACACUUUGCACAGAGAUCCCGUUGAAUUCCCGGAUCCCGAGAAGUUUGAUCCUUUGAGAUUUACAGCCGAGAAACAGUCUAAACGCCAUCCGUUAGCUUACAUUCCUUUCAGCGCCGGUCACAGGAAUUGCAUAGGUCAAAAAUUCGCUAUGCUUGAGUUGAAGUCCGCCAUAGCCAAAGUGCUCAAGCACUUCGAGUUGCUUCCUGUACCUGGAUACAAACCAGUACUAAUUUCCAAGGUCACGUUGACCUCAGAAAAUGGAAUUUGCGUUAAGUUGAAGCCGAGAAGCGCUUGAUUCUCUGUAUUUUUUAAGAAGAAAUAAAAUUUAGAUAUUACAAAUCAA
Molecule: messenger RNA, 1582 nt
Organism: Nicrophorus vespilloides
Lineage: Eukaryota; Metazoa; Arthropoda; Insecta; Coleoptera; Silphidae
Product: cytochrome P450 4d2-like
Exons: 7
Coding region: 50-1534 (494 amino acids)
Molecular function (GO): monooxygenase activity; oxidoreductase activity, acting on paired donors, with incorporation or reduction of molecular oxygen; iron ion binding
Source: RefSeq, a predicted model, not a curated record